This is a messenger RNA of Entrophospora sp. SA101, 302 nucleotides long. The record is from the annotation of a GenBank genome assembly. NCBI's taxonomy places the organism in Eukaryota, Fungi, Glomeromycota, Glomeromycetes, Entrophosporales, Entrophosporaceae.
AUGGCACUUCCACCUCAAUAUUCUGGACAUCGAUGGGGCCCUGCCAAUGCGGUACAUGUAUUGGAAGCUUAUUUAGAUUAUGUGUGUCCAUUCUCUGCAAGAUUAUACAAAAGACUUAGAUCAGAAGUUUUUCCAUAUAUCAAAGAAAAAUAUCCAGGAAAAGUGCAAUUCAUCUUUCGUCAACAAGUUCAACCAUGGCAUCCAUUUUCAACUGUUGUUCAUGAAGCAGCUAUUGCGGUUGAAAAAAUUGACGCGGAAAAAUAUUUUGAAUUUUCGGAUAGACUUUUUGAUGCUCAAAAAGA